This is a messenger RNA of Neltuma alba, 2060 nucleotides long. Its product is annotated as protein SENSITIVE TO PROTON RHIZOTOXICITY 1. The coding region runs from base 366 to 1889 and encodes 507 amino acids. Gene Ontology annotation, biological process: response to aluminum ion; response to acidic pH. Lineage: Eukaryota; Viridiplantae; Streptophyta; Magnoliopsida; Fabales; Fabaceae. The record is from RefSeq and is a predicted model, not a curated record. The transcript has 2 exons.
UUUUUUAAAUAAAAUAUAUUCUCCAAAAUUGACCAAGAAAAUACACAGUGGUGGGGUUGACCAGUGGGUUUUUAACUUUUACUGUGUUGGACAAAGAAAGAAAGGAACGAUCUUGGUCACACAAGCUGCUUAUUUAAGCAUUCAGUUCAGCUUCUCGGGUUUUUUCCUUUCUCAUUCUUCAUUUUGUUAAUUUGUUUUGUGUUCUUGUGUUAAUCUGUUAGAGUGCAGAAAUAAAUCGCCGCUCAUCUAUUCAGCUUUGGAUUUUAAUCGGAUACCUGAGGUGCAGAUUUUAUACUGGAUCUGAGGCGAGCCUUUGUGCUAACACCUGGUCAACGUCCUCUUCCCUAAUCUCCCCUCAGAAUCAAAUGCAGGCAAAAGUUUCCUCUAAUCCACCCUCUCUUCCAGAUUUCACUUUGCAGCAUAAUUGUCAACAGAGGUGGGAAGAUCCCUCUAUGUCAGAUUACAGUAUCCGGAUGGAAGCCCUGUUUAAAGAAUUCAACCAAGCCUGUGGAGCCCAGUUUUUGCUUCCGCGUGAUUCCAGCAAUGAGAUCAAGAUCCCUAAUCAAGAAAGUUGUCAGAUUGGCGACACAUCACGAACCGGUAAACUCCAAGAUUGGGAUCCUACCAUAAUGUUGGAAAAUCUUUCUUUCCUGGAAGAUAAGAUUCAUCAGCUCCAGGGUUUGGUGCAUUUGAUUGUUGAUCAGAAAGGUCAACAAUUUGGACAACCUGAUGAACUUAUAAGUCAAGAGAAGCAGCUUGUCACUGCAAAUCUGACAUCAAUUAUUGUUCAAUUGAUCUCUACAGCUGGAAGUCUUCUUCCUUCUGUCAGGCUUAAUUCAAAUGCCAGUUCAUCUGCCGGACAGCAUGGCCAGAUUCCUGGUGUUACUUUUCCUUCUGCAUUGGAUCUUAGUAGUAGUAUCCCACCACAACAUAAUAUCAGAGACAAAAGACCUGAACAGUCCAACCAGGCUGAUCCUACAAAUAUGUGUGAAAUGGAGCAAAACCACGUGGAAGAACAUGAAUCAAAAGAUGAAGAGGAUGUGGAGGAAGGCGAGAACCUUCCGCCGGGUUCCUUUGAGAUUUUACAGCUAGAAAAAGAAGAAAUCCUUGCUCCUCAUACACAUUUCUGUACAAUAUGUGGAAAGGGAUUCAAGAGAGAUGCAAAUCUUCGGAUGCAUAUGAGAGGCCAUGGUGAUGAGUAUAAAACCCCGGAAGCGCUAGCAAAACCUAACAAAGAAUCUGUGUCUGAACCAAAGCUCAUAAAGAGAUAUUCCUGUCCCUACCGUGGCUGCAAGCGUAAUAAGGAUCACAAAAAGUUUCAACCUCUAAAGACUAUUUUAUGUGUGAAAAACCAUUACAAGAGAAGUCACUGUGACAAGAGUUACAUUUGCAGCAGGUGCCACACCAAGAAAUUUUCGGUCAUGGCAGACCUUAAAACUCAUGAAAAGCACUGUGGUAAGGAUAAAUGGCUAUGUUCAUGUGGCACAACAUUCUCAAGGAAAGACAAGCUUUUUGGGCACAUUGCUCUGUUUCAAGGCCAUACACCAGCAAUACCCUUGGAUGAAUCAAAAGCACCAGCUGGGCUAGCUGACAUGGAAAUCAAGGAGAACAAUAAUAAUAAUAACGGAGGAAGCAUUAACUUGAGCUUUGGAUCAAAUGCUUCUUGUGAAAAUGGAAUUCAAAACAUUAUGGAUGUGAAAGGUAUUGCUGAUGAUCCUAUCAGUUACCUCUCAUCAUUGAACUUUGAAACCUGUAACUUCGGUGAAUUCAAUGAUUUUCCUCGACCCCCGUUUGACGACGCCGAAGGCUCAUUUCCUUUUCUCAUGUCCGAAUCCUUCAAUUAUUCUCCUAAAUCUGGGGGAGCAGCAGGUUCUGACAAUCUGGUGUGAAUCUUGUGAUAAUUUAUGAUGAUGAUGAUAAUGAUGCUCUAGUUUUAGAUCGUGAAGGGAUUACUUUACUGAUUUCAUUGAAAUUUGUAAAGCAUAGUAAUCUCAUGUACUUGCAAUUCCAUAUAUAGACAGAUAUUUCCUUAAAGUUUAUAUUCUUUAUUCAAACCGAAA